GGUUUCGGCUGCUUUGUCCGACCACAAUCCCCAGCUUUGGCCAGCCACGGCAGCCCUGGCACAUCUCCGCCGCCCUCCCUAACCCGUCGAGUCAGGGCCGCGGGGCACCUGUCACGGCGCACCACAUGCUACGUAAGGACGCACCGCGGGAGGGUCACAGGCUGUCGUGACGCCCUGCCAUUCGGCAGCCACCGCAGCGGGAUGCGCGUCCAAGGCAUGGCAUCCCACCAGGGUCCGGCAGCCUGGAGGACCGCAGUGACGGGGCCCCGCGCGAGUCGGGCGGCGAGCGGCGCCGAAAUCAGGAGAGUCGAGUUGAAAAGCGAAAGCUCCCCGCGCAUAGCCCUCGUCCCUCCUCCUCGCCCCUCUGUCCGUAUGAUCCCCCAGUCCGAGACCAGGGGCUUUUUUUGUUGAUCUGCUCAACACAGCACACACAUCACAAUGGGUCAGAACGAGCGCAUCCCCGGCUCAUGGAGCCUUGAAUCCUCCCAGGACGCGGGCGCGCCCUCGGUCAGGCUAGCAUCCGCCGACAAGGAUCUGCCGUUCACCUUCUCCCUCGAGGCCGUCCGGCCCAACGUCUUCCGCACCACAUACACCUCGCCCAGCCACCCGCUGCCACCGCAGCCCUCGGUCACGCGCGCCGAGCCGCAGCUGGGCCAAGCUACCGUCGCUGUCAAGUCGCUGGGCAACAAGCGGCGCAGGAUCGAGGUGGCCGACGCCGUUGUCGAGCUGGACUGGAGCGGCGACACGCCGCUGCUCAACGUGUCGCUGGCCGGCCAGGAAGACAAGGCACCGCUGCUGCAGGACGUGCCCAACCGCGGCUACACGGUCGACGGCGACGGUGUGGCGCACUACACGCGCUACAACCGCAACACGCUGCACGUCGGCCUCGGAGAGAAGGCGGCGCCCAUGGACCUGUCGGGCCGCAGCUUCAAGAUAACGGCCACGGACAGCUUCGGCUACGACGCCUACCGCACCGACCCGCUGUACAAGCACAUCCCGCUGCUCAUCAACGCUACGCCCAGCGGGUGCGUCGCCACCUUCUCGACCAGCCAGUCGCGCGGCGAGUACUCGGUCGGGUGCGAGAUGGACGGCAUGUGGGGCUUCUACAAGGUUUACCGCCAGGACCACGGCGGCCUCGAGCAGUACAUCAUUGUGGGCAAGACACUCCAGGAGGUCGUCACCACGUACGCUGCCGUGCUAGCCGGCUUCCCGCUGUUGGUGCCGCGCUGGGCCAUGGGUUACCUUUCGGGCGGGUACAAGUACUGCAUGCUGGACUCGCCUCCGGCCGGGCAGGCGCUGGUGGAGCUGGCGCUCAAGAUGAAGGAGCACGGCAUCCCGUGCUCGGCCUACCAGAUGUCGAGCGGCUACCACGUCGACAAGGUGCGCCACGUCUUCAACUGGAACCGCCACCGCUUCCCGGACCCGGAGGCCUGGAUCAAGGAGCAGCACCGGCUGGGCGUGCGGCUCAUCGCCAACGUCAAGCCCUACGUCAUCGCCAGCCACCCGGACUACCAGAUGCUCAAGGACGCCGGCGCGCUGUUCACGGACCCGCACACGGGCAAGGGUGCCGUGACCAAGCUGUGGAGCGCCGGCGGCGGCGAAAGCGCCGAUGGUGGCCACAUCGACUUCACGUCCAAGGCCGGCUUCGAGUGGUGGUACAACGGGACAAAGAAGUUGGCCGAGGAGGGCAUCGACUGCAUCUGGAACGACAACAACGAGUACACCAUCACCGACGACGGCUGGAAGUGCGCGCUCAACCUGGACCGACCGGGCCUCACGGCGGCCGAGGGCAGCGGCGGGGCGGUGCCUGAGGCGCUCAAGGCACGGCCCGAUGUCGGGCUCUGGGGCCGGGGCCUGCACACGGAGCUGCACGGCAAGGCAUCGCACGACGCGCUGCUGGCCGUGCGGCCGGACGAACGGCCGUUUGUGCUGACGCGCAGCGCGACGGCGGGCACGAUGCGGUACGCGGCCAGCUCGUGGAGCGGCGACAACACGACGAGCUGGGAGUCGAUGAAGGCUGCCAACGCCAUCUCGCUGACGGCGGGCAUGUCGCUCCUGCAGUGCUACGGGCACGACAUUGGCGGGUUCGAGGGCCCGCAGCCGAGCCCGGAGCUGCUGCUGCGUUGGGUGCAGCUGGGCUGUCACUCGCCGCGAUUCGCCAUCAACUGCUUCAAGACGAGCACCGAGGACAACUCGGUCGGCGACGUCAUCGAGCCGUGGAUGCACCCGUCCAUCACCCACCUGGUGCGCGACGCCAUCAAGCGCCGCUACGCCAUGAUCCCUUACCUGUACUCGCUCGCCCUGCUGAGCCACACCACGGCCGUGCCGCCCCAACGCUGGACCGGCUGGGGCUAUGAGGCCGACCCGGAGGUGUGGACCAGCCGCGUGCUCAAGGACGGCGAGACGCAGUACCUGCUGGGAGACUCGCUGCUGGUGGGCGGCGUUUACGAGCCCGGCGUGCGUCACGCGCGCGUCUACCUGCCCAAGGCGUCGGACGACGACGAGGGCUUCGUCAACACCAAGGCCCCAUACCAGCACAUGGCGGCGGGCCAGUGGGUCGACAUUGACGCCGAGUGGCACGGCGCCGGCAUCCCCGUGCUGGGCAAGGUGGGCAAGGCGCUGCCCGUGGGCCGCGACGUGCAGGUGCUGUCUGCGGGCGAGAAGGAGAACGUGGCGUCGCUGCCGCUCGACGACUACCGCGCCGUCGAGCUGUUCCCGCCGCCGGGCGCCAGCAAGGGCGGGCGCUGGGGCUCGACCACGUGGCUCGAGGACGACGGCGUGUCGGUGCAGCACAAGAACCGCAUCUCGUCGUACACGUUUGAGUACACGGCUACCAAGGGCGAGAUCAAGACCAAGUUCAACCGCGACGAGUCGUCGGGCUUCGUGGCGCCGUGGAAAACUUUGGUGGCGAUCCUGCCGCCAGGCGACGAGCGGAAGGUGGUCAGCGAGGAUGGCAGGACGGUCAAGGCGCUCGGUGUGGACGAGAGGGGGCGCACCAGGUUCGAGCUAAGCUGAGGCGCCCACAGGUAGUAUGGGUGGAUGAAGGAGAAGCCGGUUAGAAGGAGAAAAUAAAACAAGUCACACUGCAUAUUUGA
This is a messenger RNA of Gaeumannomyces tritici R3-111a-1, 3095 nucleotides long. RefSeq names its product neutral alpha-glucosidase ab. Lineage: Eukaryota; Fungi; Ascomycota; Sordariomycetes; Magnaporthales; Magnaporthaceae. Gene Ontology annotation, molecular function: carbohydrate binding; hydrolase activity, hydrolyzing O-glycosyl compounds. The record is from RefSeq and is a predicted model, not a curated record. Gene Ontology annotation, biological process: carbohydrate metabolic process. The coding region runs from base 439 to 3015 and encodes 858 amino acids. The transcript has a single exon.